GUUAGUUCACGUUUCAAACAGAAGAAAUUUUUGCUUGCAGUUUUUCUGUUUAUCGGCUUGUUAAUUUUUCGUAUAUUCGGUAUUUUUAAGUAGUUUACGUGUAUAAAAUUCAUAAAAUUCAAAUUCAGAGAUGACUGAUAUGUGAUAUAAUAUAAAAAAUGUGGGGCAUCAAGAACAGUUCGAAAGUAACUCGUUUCCUGACUCCGGAGACCAAAAUCGGCCGUAACAAAUCCAACCAUGUUGUGUUGUCGAUGAAAUGCUUGAAAAUAAGCCGCUUCCAUGCAGUGAUACGAUUUAUAGACAAUAUUCCUUUCAUUAAAGAUGUUAGUGUAGCUGAAACGAGCGAAUGGGGUGUUUUUAUCAAUAAAGUGGCCAUAUUGAAGCACCGUUGGUGUGAGUUGAAACUGGGAGAUAUUGUUGCUUUUGGCGCGCCGACAGUUGAAGAAAAAGGCUGCAUAACAGAGAUUGUAGAUGUCGAUCCGGAGGAAAAUAAUCAGCCCGCCGAUUUGAGUGACAUUCCUACGCAAGCUCCAGCUCCGAUGCCAGUUGCAUCUAAUUCUCAAGAAACUAUUUUCGACCUCACAGCUGAUGAGAUAGUCAAUGAAGAACCUAUACCGCCUUCUCCAGCUAAGCAUAAAGAUGCAUCUGUUUGUAUUUUGUCGUCGGAUGAAGACGACGAAGUGAUAUUUUCAUCUCCUACUCGCUUGACGGUCGAAUUUACUCCCAAGGAAAAAGAACCCAAAACUAUGAUAGACAUAACAUCUACCAUGAAUGGUUUAUUAAAGCCACCCGUGAUAAUGCCACCGCCACCAGCUCCAGCACCGGUCACUCCUCCGAGACCACCAUCCGAUUGUAUUGAAAAUCAGUUGGCUGUCGCGGUAGGACAAACUGAAUCACAGAAUUCGUCACCGAUGCUUUACGAAGAUGUAAAACCAGUCAAAUCUUUAAUAAAACAAGAAUUCUUCGAGGAUACGCAAGAGUUACGUAAUGUGUUGAAUUACUCGAUGCCGGAUGAAAUAAUUUCACUGGAUUCGGACGAAGAAGAUUUCCCAUCUUCACAACUACUAAACACUAGUCAAGUGAUGGAUAUUCCCGAUUAUUCGUCGACUUUCAGUUUGAUGUACGAAUUAAAAUCAGAAGUGCCGUCUGACGACGAAGAUAUAAAAUUCAUCUGUAGCGAUGCGUGGUACGGCCCGUUAUCUCAAACCACCGAAGAUGUCAAGCCAGGAUUGAGUAAAGGAUCGCGAAAAUUCGACCCGGUUUUGGAAAAUGCGGAUGAUACUUCCUUAGAUAUGGAGGUAUCACUCGAUGAAGUUGACGAAUCGUCGCUAGAGAAAACUGUCGAUGCAUCACACGAUGAAAUCGACAACGUUGGAUCUCCGUUUGUUCCUAUAGCAUCGAGCAGCAAACCCUUAGAAAAACAAAGAAAUGAACCUCGUAAAAUCGCAGUAAUAUCGCCUCAACCUAGGCCGAAGAAAAGGAGGCCCGGAGAUGGUGACGAGUAUAAAAAGAAAAGAAAACACAGUCGUGAAUCUUCUGACUCAGUACGUGAGCAACUCCCGAUAACUGAACGAUCUUCCAAGACUAAAUCUCCGUCAAGAAAACAUAGCUCCGGCCAAUCUUCGUCUUCAUCGUCCAAAAAAGAAAAGAGGGAAAAAAUUAAAGAAUUGUAUAAAGACCGACCCGCCCAGCCAGAAAAGGUCGUCAGAGAACAUAAAGUAACACCAAAAGUCAAGAAGACCGAUAAAAAUCGAGGAUUUUUCUUAACGGAAUUAGAUACGAGUUCGUCUGUGUCUGCAUCUUCAUCUAGUCCCUCAGGAACUGCUAACAAAAUUGGAACUGAAGUUGAACCGUCAACGUCGAGUAAAAUUGUAGAAAGUAAACUUGAGCCUGGCGGAGUUGACAAAGAACGCUGCAAAAGUGAAUCUGAUGAUAAUGUAGUUACCAAAGAACGCGCCGAAAGCGUUCUUAAACGUGAAAUUCCUCUUAGUUUAAAAAUAACUACAGUUCCUUCUGGAAACAAUUCUAGUAAAAUUGCAUUUAGUCCUACAGCAGAUAUGAGUUCAUUAAAAACUCUGCUUCCUAAAUUACCGAUCAUUAGUUCCUUAAAAAUUGCUGGUAAAUCCAUUUUGAAAAAGCCAGUGGCAACAAAAUCAAUGUACCAAAAAGAAAAUCAUCAUUCUGGCCGGUCGAAAAAAGUGAAAUUUGCCGAUAAAAUUAUUAGCGGUUGCAAGGAAAUAGACGUCGAUUACGAAGUAUCAAAUAUAUCGCAGUACAAGAAAUAUGAAAUCUUGAUUCGUAAAUGUUCCAUUGAAUUUGACCAAGCCCUCACAACGGUACUAAGUUGGAAUGUGAAAUGGCUGCAGGAGCAACAAAAACACGUGGAACCGCCUCCACUGUAUCCAGCCGUGUAUCAGAAUAAUAGCGUUUCGGAUGCUGUUGAGAAGUACAAGGAGGAACUUAAAUAUUCAAUGUUCCAUUUGAUUUGGAAAAACAUAUUUGCCAAUUGGAACAUGCCAAAUAAUGAUGAUUUCCCUUCAACUCAAGUUCCUGGGGGCAGACCAGCUUCGAAUUGUUACGUUUUCGAGAUACAGAAAUGUGAGGGAUCUUCAAAAGAUUCGCAGAUUUCACUUUUUACGAUAUACGCGAAAAGGGAACUUCUUUUUUUCGAAGCACCUGAUCCGGCAAUUUGUGUUGGAAAAUUGGCUAUAAUGAAUUUCGCAGUCAUAAAACCGCCAUCAGAAAGCAUUAUAAAAACAAUGGCGUUCGCAUACAUUCAAUCAUAUAAUAGGUGCACCGACGAAGCAGGUCGCGUUUUCGAUCAGGUUGUUUUGAAAAUCUACGCUAAACCGUUCCGUAUUGUUCCCGGGGAAGUGAGAUUGAAAGUAUUGAAUUACGCUAGGCAGCUACUGAAGCAGUUCCAAGCUCUCGGCAUGACUAGGAGUUGUCCAAUUAUCAAACCGAUGUGUGAUGUAAAUUUUCACGAUUACUUAAAUUCAACGAACAUCGGAGAAAGUAAAUCAAAACCAGUGAGAUUCGCGCGUCUUUUGGAUCCGGCACAAAAAAAAGCUGUCAUCACAUCGUUAAAUUGUUUCACUAAAGAUUCUUCACUUAGCAUUGUCGAUGGUCCUUGCGGUACUGGUAAAACACAAGUUAUUGUUAGUACACUACACGAAUUGUUUGGUUCUAAUGAAAACAAAGAUGCGAAAGUGUUAGUGAUAACAGUAAACGAUAAAUUAGCUGAUGAUUUAGUUUAUCGAAUGUGUAAAGAUACUUUCGAUAAAAACGUUUUACGAUUUGGUUUUUGCGGCGGCCUAAAUAACAGCGUAAAGCACUGUGCUUUGGAUUCGAAAAUAGAAGAAAUCCUGAAAAACGAAGGGAAAGAUCUAAUCAACAUCGAAGACGAAAUAAAAAUACUUAGAGCCCUUAGCAAUAAGCUGUCAACAGAAGAAAAACUGUUAGCCGAAGGCAACCCGUUAGCAGAAGGAAAAAAGUCGACGGAAAGAAAACGCAAGCUUGAAGAUUUGAACGGAAGAAUGCGACAAUGCGAAAGAGAAAUUGAGCAAUUGGGCCAUGAAAAUUCGAAAAUGGUGAGUCACAUGAAAUUUCAAAUCGCUAAAGGUAAGGCGAUAGAUGCGGCCAAUGUCGUCGUAACAUCUUUUGGAACCUGCUGGUCUUCAAACUUCGAAAAUAAUUUUGUACCGAAUAAUUCGAACAAAGGUGAUAUUAAUGAAUUUAAGAUUUGCAUUAUCGACGAUGCAAAUUUUCUCGAUGAAAAUUCAAUGCUGAUACCACAAUUGCUGCAAGUGAAACAUUUAAUUUUGGUUGGUGAUAGGAAAGUUCGAUCUUAUCCGAAUGGGCCGUACCACAAAAUCCUGCAUUAUUUCAAUUUAAAUAAUAAGGAUUUUAUUACAAAUUUGGACGAAGAUCAUCGGAUGUUCCCGGAGGUGUCGCAGUGGGUUCGGGAAUACUUUAAUUUGAAUACAGAUUUAAAAGUACCGAUAAGAAAAAGGAGAAUCAAGUUGAAACCUUUUUUGAUCAUUGAUCAUAUUUCCAGCCAAGUAGUCAAUUAUCAAGCAGUUUUGUGUGAGAAAUUGGCGAAAUGUAUUUUAGAUCUGGAUUCUGAAAAAAUGAAUUUCGGCGUGAGCGUGAUGGUCCCCACAAACUUGGAUAAAGAAAACCUACGUUCGAUGUUGAAUACAAGUAAUAUCCAAAGUCGAAUACGAGUCGAUUUUUUCGAUGGAUUUUCUACUCGGGAAAAUGACGUCAUAGUGUUAUGUCUCCCGGCUUCGAAAAUAUUUGACGAAUGGUUGUACAUCGCACUGACGAGAGCAAAAAUGACGCUCAUUAUUUGCGGCGAUUUUGAAGCAAUUGAAGCUGCGCCAUCGAUCGUUUCACUAUUAAAUUAUGCCAAAAAAGAAAAGAUUUAUUUUCCGCUGAAAGCGAAUGCGGAUCAGAUUUCUUCGGAAGAGUUGAAAGGUAUUUUGGCUUUAUGACGUGGAAUUAUUUUCCAUAGUACUUAGCUUGCUCGUAACUCUACUUGAGUCAUUGAGUGAUCGAAAAGUAAUGAUAGGUACCUCGUAACACUUUUGGAAGACUGAUUAUAAAAAGUUUAGUCAUUAUUUUUUGUGUUAUUCAUUGUGAUUUUUGUGGUGAGUAUGUUUACCUACAUUUUCGUUUCGUACUUUUUUUUGUCUUUUUUUCAUUUUUUCCUCUUUUUUUACAAUUUGUACGAAUAUUGUAAUUUUUAUAUAUUUUAAAAUUAUUUUUUAUUAUGUCGUUGUAAAAACGCUCGCUAUAUACUAGAAGUAGUGAACCAGUUACAAUGGAUUACUUACUGUGUUGGCGUAGUUUAAUAUACUACGCUUAUUUUUUAAUGUAUAAGACUGGUCUCAUUAUUAAUAGGUACCAAUAUUAUUUUGUAUUGUGUCGGUAUGUACUAAGAAUCAUCCUUAAAAAUUUUAUUCUGAUGUUUUCUCCGAGAAUUGGUCGCCAUUUUUAUACAAGAAAUGUCUAUUGGACGUGUUUCAAAAAGAAUCUCCCACUGUUGUCAUUCUUUCAUUAACAGAAAAAUAUUGCAAGUUUUUCAUAAUUUUGUUUCUGUUUUCUUUGGGCGUGAGUAAAAAAUGAAAAUAUUUUAUUUCAAGAUUCUACAUAUAAAUGAUUUGGGUGCUAUUGCGUUAUUGUUUGUACCUCAUAAUUAUGUUUUCGUUUCUUUUCAUAGAUUAAACAAAAAACAAUUGAUUUUAUAUUAUUGACAUGUUAUCAGAACAGAAGUGAUGACUAUAAUUUUAUUUUUAAAACGUGAAUUUGGUUUUUUCGUGCCUAUUUGAGUCGUUUUUAUUUUUAUUUUCGAGUUUAAGAUUUUUACUAGACGUUAUAUUUUUCUAUCGUAGCUGCAUUUAGAAGCCAUGUUAUUUUAUUUUUAUCACCCUUUAUUGAACCUAUGCGCUUGGAUUUUUUUUUUAAUGAAAAUGUUACCAUCGAUUAGAGUUGUUUUGAAUGGGUGUCUCUUUCGUGUACUCAUACUUAUUUUUAUGUACUUUUUUAAUUUUAUUAAUUAAAGUGUGUUUUUUUCCUCGA
This is a messenger RNA of Planococcus citri (citrus mealybug), 5583 nucleotides long. RefSeq lists its product as uncharacterized. Lineage: Eukaryota; Metazoa; Arthropoda; Insecta; Hemiptera; Pseudococcidae. The record is from RefSeq and is a predicted model, not a curated record. The transcript is spliced from 18 exons. Gene Ontology annotation, cellular component: nuclear RNA-directed RNA polymerase complex. Gene Ontology annotation, biological process: regulatory ncRNA-mediated heterochromatin formation. Gene Ontology annotation, molecular function: helicase activity; protein binding. Bases 159 to 4496 code for a protein of 1445 amino acids.